This is a messenger RNA of Mangifera indica (mango), 1874 nucleotides long. Its product is annotated as cytochrome P450 78A9-like. Lineage: Eukaryota; Viridiplantae; Streptophyta; Magnoliopsida; Sapindales; Anacardiaceae. The record is from RefSeq and is a predicted model, not a curated record. The coding region runs from base 109 to 1710 and encodes 533 amino acids. Gene Ontology annotation, molecular function: oxidoreductase activity, acting on paired donors, with incorporation or reduction of molecular oxygen; iron ion binding; monooxygenase activity. The transcript has 2 exons.
UACCACAAAUACCUUCUUCAACACUCUCUAUAUAUACCAAACACCCCACUUCCUGAUUUACCCAAAAAAAGAAACAAAAACUUACUCAGAUACUUGUUAUUUUCUUCAAUGGAAACACAGGUGGAAUGGUUUUGGGUUUUGGCUCUUCCUUCCAAAUGUAAAACUUUCUCAUCCUUUCACAACAUCUUUUGUUUUUUUAUUUUUCUUUGCAUGGCUUCGCUAUCCAUGGCUUUUUGCCACUGGGCUUACUCUGGAGGCCCCGCCUGGGGUAAAUACUGGCUCAAAAGAGGAGUAAAGCCUAGGACAAUACCCGGACCUCGAGGCUUCCCGAUACUUGGAAGCAUCAGUCUCAUGACCAGCCUGGCUCACCACAACCUGUAUGCAGCAGCUGAAUAUUUCAGAGCAAAACGACUCAUGGCUUUCAGCCUCGCUGACACUCGUGUUAUCAUCACAUGCAAUCCAGAUGUGGCUAAAGAGAUCCUAAACAGCUCCGCUUUCGCUGACCGUCCAAUUAAAGAGUCUGCUUAUAGCUUAAUGUUUAACCGAGCAAUAGGGUUUGCUCCUUACGGAGUUUACUGGCGAACGUUAAGAAGAAUCGCUGCAACUCAUCUCUUUUGUCCCAAGCAGAUUAGUUCUACUGAGUCACAGAGAUCUGAUAUCGCCUCCCAAAUGGUGUCCAUCAUCGCAUGCUGUAGCGGAACGAUUCGAGUACGUGAUAUUCUCAAGCGGGCUUCACUUAAUAACAUGAUGUAUUCAGUGUUUGGUCGUAAAUAUCAACUACGUUGUUGGAAUAAUACUGAAGUUGAUGAACUACACCGGCUAGUUGAAGAAGGUUACGAACUGUUAGGAAAGCUUAAUUGGUCUGAUCACCUUCCAUGGCUAGCAGGUUUUGACCUCCAAAAAAUCCGGUACAGAUGCUCAAAACUAGCCCCGAAAGUGAACCGGUUUGUGACCCGGAUCAUUCAAGAACACAAGAACCAAACCGAUCAAAAGAACAAUGAUUUUGUGGAUGCUUUACUCUCUCUUGAUGGAGCCGAUAGAUUGUCACACCAUGAUAUGGUUGCGGUUCUUUGGGAGAUGAUAUUUAGAGGAACGGACACAGUUGCAGUUUUAAUCGAGUGGAUACUCGCGAGGAUGGUACUUCACCCGGAUAUCCAAUCAAAGGUGCAUGAUGAGCUUGAUAAAGUUGUGGGAAGAUCAAAGCCGUUAACUGAAUCUGAUAUUCGAUCAAUGGUAUACCUGCCAGCGCUAGUAAAGGAGGCUUUAAGGCUACAUCCACCGGGGCCACUUUUAUCAUGGGCCCGUUCAGCAAUCACUGACACCGUAGUCGAUCGUUAUCACGUGCCUGCAGGGACCACGGCUAUGGUUAAUAUGUGGGCCAUAAUGAGGGACCCACAGCUGUGGGUGGACCCCGUGAAGUUCAUGCCGGAGAGGUUUAUCGCGAGUCAAAAUGGUGGUGACGAGGACGUGGCAGAGGCGUUUUCGGUGAUGGGGUCUGACCUCAGGCUGGCGCCAUUCGGGUCGGGUCGUAGGGUGUGCCCGGGAAAAGCGUUGGGUUUGGCCACGGUUACGUUCUGGGUAGGGAGUUUGUUGCAUGAAUUCAAGUGGGUGAAAUCGGAUGAUGAGUCGGUGGACCUUCGUGAAGAGCUAAGGCUUUCAUGUGAAAUGAAAAAUCCACUCACCGUUAAGGCACAGCCAAGGCGCUGGUGAUAACUGAGUUUAGACCGAGUUAUAUUACCGUACGUAGCAGCCAAUGAGUUGGUAGUAAUCAGUGAGAGUGUGAUGAUAUUUGCUUUAUAAUCCAAUGUUAUUUGUAUAUUAACAACCAACAGUUUGGAUAUUGUAUAUAUAUAAAUUUUGGUAUGAUAUGGAAA